CGUGCUUAUGCAGCUAACAAGCUAAUGUAGCGCUAAAUUAAGGACUAGGCUGGGGAAAUUUUUCAAUCAUAAAAUGGCGGAUGUUGUCGAACGAGACGGAAUUCGGACGACUAUCCCUCCGGUGCUUCACACAUCCUCACGAAACGGCUCCGGUGUGAGUUCGGCUUCGGCAGUGGGCAGUGGCUCCGGUACCGGCGGUCAUACAACGGCUACCACGGUCACAUCAGGCCCCCGACUCGUCCGGAUCGUGAAAUCGGAUUCGGGCUAUGGUUUUAACGUUCGAGGGCAAGUGAGUGAAGGAGGACAACUGCGGAGCAUCAACGGAGAAUUGUACGCUCCACUCCAACAUGUUAGCGCUGUUUUACCGGGAGGAGCCGCGGACAGAGCUGGUAUCUCUAAGGGCGACCGGAUCCUUGAAGUGAAUGGCGUGAACGUGGAGGGGGCCACCCAUAAGCAGGUGGUGGAUCUGAUCCGGGCCGGGGAGAAGGAGUUAGUUCUGGCUGUCUUGUCGGUUCCGCAGCCAGAGACAGACAGCCUGGACCCGGGGGACGACGGCUCGGCCCAGUCCUGCUACGACUACAGUGACAGACAGGCCGUUCCCAUUUCCGUGCCCACCUACAAACACGUGGAACAGAACGGAGAGAAGUUUGUGGUCUAUAACGUUUACAUGGCGGGCAGACAGCUGUGCUCCAAGCGUUAUCGCGAGUUUGCCAUCCUCCAUCAGAACCUGAAGAGAGAAUUCGGCACGUUCACUUUCCCCAAGCUGCCCGGGAAAUGGCCCUUCUCCCUCUCCGAACAGCAGCUGGACGCCCGCAGGAGAGGCCUGGAGGAGUACCUGGAGAGAGUGUGUUCAGUGCGGGUGAUAGGCGAGAGCGACAUCAUGCAGGAGUUCCUGUCAGAAUCAGAUGAGAACUAUAAUGGGGUGUCGGAUGUGGAGCUGAGAAUAGCCAUGCCUGACAAGACUACAGUGACUGUGCGUGUUCGGAAGAACUCCACCACAGACCAGGUGUACCAGGCUGUCGUAAUGAAGGUUGGUAUGGACAGCAUCACAGCCAGUUACUUUGCACUGUUUGAAGUUAUCAACCACUCCUUUGUUCGUAAGUUGGCUCCUAACGAGUUUCCUCAUAAGCUGUACGUGCAGAACUACACCUCGGCCGUCCCCGGAACCUGCCUCACGCUCCGCAAGUGGCUCUUCACCACCGAGGAGGAGAUCCUGCUCAACGACAACGAACUGGCCAUCAGCUACUGCUUCCACCAGGCUCUGGAUGACGUAAAGAAGGGAUUUAUCAAAGUGGAGGAGAAAGCUUACCAGCUCCAGAAACUGGCUGAACAGAGGAAGAUGACUAUGUAUUUGAAUAUGGUGAGGACAUGUGAGGGCUAUAAUGAGAUCAUUUUUCCUCACUGCUCCUGUGACUCCCGGCGUAAAGGACACGUCAUCACCGCCAUCAGCAUCCAUCACUUCAAACUGCACGCCUGCACCGAGGAGGGAACACUAGAGAAUCAGGUGAUUGCGUUUGACUGGGCGGAGAUGCAGAGAUGGGACACCGACGAGGAAGGCAUGGCGUUCUGUUUCGAGUACGCACGAGGAGAGAAAAAACCACGCUGGGUGAAAAUCUUUACCCCUUAUUUUAACUACAUGCAUGAAUGCUUUGAGAGAGUCUUCUGUGAACUCAAAUGGAGGAAAGAGGUUGAAGAGGAAGCCACUGAUAAGGACAAUAAGAAUUGCAGCAAAGAUGGUAUGUGUAGUAAGAAUAUCUUCCAGCUGUUGAGACACAGAAGGGAUGGCGGCACCUGAGUGGAGAGAUCAUGACCUCCUGAAUACACACA
Molecule: messenger RNA, 1827 nt
Organism: Chanos chanos (milkfish)
Lineage: Eukaryota; Metazoa; Chordata; Actinopteri; Gonorynchiformes; Chanidae
Gene: snx27b
Product: sorting nexin 27b
Exons: 13
Coding region: 74-1795 (573 amino acids)
Biological process (GO): signal transduction; endocytic recycling; intracellular protein transport
Cellular component (GO): early endosome
Molecular function (GO): phosphatidylinositol-3-phosphate binding; protein binding
Source: RefSeq, a predicted model, not a curated record